Messenger RNA from Equus caballus (horse), 1531 nucleotides. NCBI's taxonomy places the organism in Eukaryota, Metazoa, Chordata, Mammalia, Perissodactyla, Equidae. The record is from RefSeq and is a predicted model, not a curated record.
UGCUCAUGCAGGAUCUUUCAUUCCAGCUAUCUACGAGCCUUCCUGCGAAGCAUACAAACACCUAGGCCAGACGUCAAACUACUACUGGAUAGAUCCUGAUGGCAGCGGACCUCUGGGGCCUCUGAAAGUUUACUGCAACAUGACAGAGGACAAAGUGUGGACCAUAGUGUCUCACGAUUUGCACAUGCAGACGACAGUGGUGGGCUACAACCCAGAAAAAUACUCAGUGACACAGCUCAUUUACAGUGCCUCCAUGGACCAGAUCAGCGCCAUCACCAGCAGCGCCGAGUAUUGUGAGCAGUACGUCUCCUAUUUCUGCAAGAUGUCGAGGUUGUUGAACACCCCAGGUAGGCCAAGAAGGAAUGCUACUUUUAAUUACUGUCUCAGCUGGUGCUUGGAAUUGCCUAAACAAUACAACAGGUGUGGCUUAUUAUCUUCUAGUCCAGUCUUCAACGUGUGCCCAGCUGUGAAGAAGUACAAUAAAUCAUUUGGUUUGUUUUCUGAGGAAUGAAGCUAAGAAAGCAUGAUUUUUUUAAAAAAAUGCAUUGUUUUAAACUUAUAGAUUAUUCUGUUUUAUAUGCAUAUAUAUGUGUGUGAGUGUUUCUGGCGCUUAAUUAUCAGUAGUUGCUUUGGGCAAAAGUUUAUCAGAGCUCCUUGUGAACUUUCAAGUAAUUCCCUUUGAAUUUGUCUUUAAUGCAAAGAUGAAAACAUUCAAAAGACUGUCUGCAGGUAAACUGCAUAUAGGAUAAUGACAGAAUUCAGAACUCCUUGUUGUCUAUAGUCAUUUAACAUUAUCUGUCUCAAGAAGUCCAACCUAAAUUUUUUUUUCAUGAUGGCUCACUUUUAGCAAUCCUUCGGGGGGUGUGUGUGUGUGUGUUAGAGAUAUGGAAAAUAGAGAGUUUCCAAAGGAUAUUCUGGAAAUUUCUUUACUGCAAGAGUGAUACACUCUGGUGUUCUUGACAGUGAAUUCAACAUGUUGACAGAUGACUAAAUCUCUCAGUGUAUAAAAGCAUGUGCUUUGAGUCAGAAAAGCAGGUUCCUACUUUUCAGCCUCUCCAUCCCCAGGUGUGACUUUGGGGGAGUUAGUUGAACUCUUAAGUCUCAGUUUCCAAUGUCUUUUUCAGUCAAAUAGGAAUCAUAUGCCUAUUUCAGGGUGAUUAUGAGAAUUUAAUGACAUAAUAUACUAAAUACUUAUUAUAGGGUUUUAUACACUCAAGGACUUAAUAAAUAGAAAAUAGUGUAUUAAUUUUUUAUAUUAAACAACUUUGGAAAUGGCGUAAUGCUAAGUCAGAGACCAAUGGGCUGUCUCAUGCCCCAAAUCAUUAUUGUAUUGGAGCCAAUGUCGUAGAGAGUAGCUUUUAGAGAAGAGUUAUGAGCAAAAUAAUAUACAAUAUUCUAAAGAUCUGAGUGCUUUUUAUGUACAAAUCCUGGUGCUAAAAUUACAGACAAGUGGGGCCGGCCAGGUGGCAUAUUGGUUACGUUUAUGCAUCCUGCUUCGGCAGCCCAGGGUUCAUCAGUUUGGAUCCCGCAC